Messenger RNA from Tribolium castaneum (red flour beetle), 2019 nucleotides. RefSeq names its product SET and MYND domain-containing protein 4-like. Gene Ontology annotation, cellular component: cytoplasm; nucleus. The record is from RefSeq and is a predicted model, not a curated record. NCBI's taxonomy places the organism in Eukaryota, Metazoa, Arthropoda, Insecta, Coleoptera, Tenebrionidae. Gene Ontology annotation, molecular function: histone deacetylase binding. Bases 194 to 1843 code for a protein of 549 amino acids. The transcript has 3 exons.
UGCAACUUGUUUUCUUUAUUUUUUCAGCAAUUUGUUCUUUUCUUUGUAUUUGGUUCGCUUUGUACUUUACAAUUAAUUUUUUGAACCACCCUCUUUUAGAAUUAUCUUCUGGGCAUGUGCAGAUUGUAAUCAUCCGCCAUCGCGUUCGUCUUCAACCGUUAUAGUUUUUAUUCUGUGUUAUUAUUUUUGCAAAAUGGCAUUAAAUCAGGCUCUAAGAAAUUUUCUGAAAUCUAAAAAUCGACAAGAGCCUGCAAGUUUCAUCCACCUGUUUGAGUUGUAUACAAGUCUCGAACACGAUCCUCAUGAAGAGAAAGCCCUUCCCAAGUUCCUGAAAGAAUUAAACCGAAAGAAAACUGAAGAAGAGAGGCUUGAUUUCAUGUACAACGUGCUCCAGAAGUACAACUUGCUCAGAAAUAAGUUUACGCGAGAUAGAAAACGUGAUGAACAUGCGGAACAUUGUAAACUCGAAGGCAACGUUUAUUUUUCUGAGGGUAACUAUAGCUUUGCUUUGGGGUUCUACACAAAGGCUCUUAUGGGUGCUAAUGGACCAGAAAUGCUGGCUAUAUGUUACGCUAAUCGUUCAGCUGCUUUGCUCAAGCUGGGGUUGUAUGAAGAGUGUCUGAUUGACAUUAAAAGAGCUAUAGAUCACAAUUAUCCCGAACGUUUGAGACCGAAAUUAAUGUCGCGGCGUGUGAAAGCAGUUGCACUUAAAAGAAAACAAAAAUUCGAAAGUACUUAUUAUGAGGAGGCUCCUAAAAUUCCCACUUCUCAACGAAACAAUUCAAUUCCUUGUGCAACCAAUUCGGUUGAGAUUAAAGUCGAUGAGAAAUUGCGUAAACGUGUUGUUGCCACUAAAGACAUCCAAAUUGGACAAGUGAUUGCGGUAGAAACGCCUUGUGUUGCAGCGUUAAUUAACGUUGUGCUGUUUCAUUGUCAUGACUGUUACAUUCUUUGCUACAACCCAAUUCCUUGUAAAACUUGCACAGAAGUGGUCUACUGUAGUGAAGCAUGCAGGGAAAAUGCCUUCGCCAAGUACCACCAGAAAGAGUGCCCCAUUUACUUAUCUAUGAGAAAAUUAGUGGGAAUUGAUACUCAUUUUCAAUGGGCUUUGAAAAUGACUCUUCUUGUUCAAACACAAGCGGAUAAGUGUUGUGAUAGAAUAGAUACAGAUGACGAUCGUACCAGGAAAACAUUAAUGGCAACCCUGUUUUACCAUCUUAUCAAGAACUGUACAACAGUUUUGGCUGGAGUUGAUGAAGCUGGUGUGAAGAAUUUUAAAAGGGUUUUGAUGUCGUACAUGCACAUUUGCGACUAUCACGUUUCUGAUAUUUAUGAGAUUUUUGUUCAUGGGGGAUCUCGUGACUUGGAAUUAAAACAGGAAACUUUUGCAAAGGCCAUGUAUCCGUUUUCUGACAAAUUGAGGCACUCUUGUUGCCCCAAUGUUAAGAGCUGGCAUCAUGGAGUGACAAGAGUAUUAAGGGCCAUUAGGACCAUCAAAAAGGGGGAAGAGUGUUUUUUCUCUUAUGGGCCUCUUUAUACGGACAUUGAGAAAGAAGAGCGCCAAAAUUACAUCUUUUUUAUUUACAACUUUAAAUGCGCAUGCCGUGCUUGUAAACAAAAUUGGCCUCAGACUGAAAGUGUGCCUCGAGUAGCGAUCGAAGACCACAUGUUUCUAUACACAAGGAAGAGAUUUGAUGUGGAUGCUGCUAAAAUGCUUAUUAACAGAAAAAUUGACUUGAUGAAGCAACUGGAAAGGAGUGAACCAAAUGAUGAAUUGAUUAACCAGCAAGAAAUGCUGUUCCACUGCUUCUACAUUUUGGGAAAUAAGCGAGCGGUGUUUUAAGUAUUACUACUUUGAUCAGCUUUAAAACCAUGUUUUCCUUAAACUUUUUUACAUUUUGUUCAGUUUUGUUUUUUAACCAUAAUACGAAUUAGUUUUGUUCAUUUAUUAUUACUACCUAGAUUAGGAUUUUGUUUGUAUUUUGUGUUUUUUGUCUCUAAUAAAAAGUGCUAUUUGCA